Chanos chanos (milkfish) is the source of this 1197-nucleotide messenger RNA. RefSeq names its product methylenetetrahydrofolate dehydrogenase (NADP+ dependent) 2 like (gene mthfd2l). The transcript has 10 exons. Gene Ontology annotation, molecular function: methylenetetrahydrofolate dehydrogenase (NADP+) activity; methenyltetrahydrofolate cyclohydrolase activity; methylenetetrahydrofolate dehydrogenase (NAD+) activity. Gene Ontology annotation, biological process: tetrahydrofolate interconversion. The record is from RefSeq and is a predicted model, not a curated record. NCBI's taxonomy places the organism in Eukaryota, Metazoa, Chordata, Actinopteri, Gonorynchiformes, Chanidae. Gene Ontology annotation, cellular component: mitochondrion. Bases 1 to 1197 code for a protein of 398 amino acids.
AUGGGGAAUACAGAACACCGGAAAUGGGAGGAGAAAAGUGACGUUUACAAACAAGCGCAUCAUCCGCCGAGCAGUCAUGCUGCAAAUGUCAUCUCAGGAAAAGAGCUUGCUCGACAGAUCCACAAAGAAGUCCAAAAUGACAUAGCAGAGAUGGCCGCUCAAGGCAGCAGAAGGCCUCAUCUAGGUGUGAUCCUGGUUGGUGAUGAUCAUGCUAGUCACUGUUAUGUGAGAAAUAAAACGCGAACUGCCACUUUGCUUGGCAUGUCCAGCAGUACCAUCUUCAGGCCUGCAUCAAUCUCUCAGGAAGAACUGCUGGAGCUGAUUGACAGAAUGAACAAAGAUUCAAGAGUCAGUGGUUUGCUAGUCCAGCUUCCUCUCCCAGAUCACAUUAAUGAGAGGGCUGUCUGCAAUGCUAUCGCUCCAGAAAAGGAUGUGGAUGGAUUCCAUAUUGUAAACAUCGGGAAACUUUGCUUGGAUCAGAGAUGCAUGGUCCCAGCUACAGCAGCCGCUGUCUGGGAGAUCAUCAGAAGAACUGGCAUCGAGACUGUGGGUAAGAAUGUAGUCGUUGUUGGGCGCUCCAAGAACGUGGGAAUGCCUAUUGCCAUGCUCCUGCAUUCAGACAGAACACACGAACGCCCUGGAGGUGAUGCCACGGUAACCAUUGCUCACAGGAGUACCCCCCUGCCUCAGCUGAAGGAGCUUACAUGUUUAGCUGACAUUGUCAUAGCAGCUGCAGGUGUUCCUCAUCUCAUAACAGAGGACAUGGUAAAACAAGGUGCUGCGGUUAUUGAUGUUGGCAUCAACCGUAUCCAGGACCCGGUGACUGGAAAGAGUCGUCUUGUAGGAGAUGUUGACUUUGAAGGCGUGAAAAAGAGGGCCGCAUUUAUAACACCCGUUCCUGGCGGAGUCGGUCCGAUGACUAUCGCCAUGGUGAUGAAGAAUACUCUAAUUGCUGAAAAAGAAAUUAUAUUCCUGAGGGAGAAGGAAGUGAUGCGGAGUGUUAUGCAGGCGUGGACGCGAAAGAGACCAACCUUGUUUCGUGAUUGGCUGUCGGCUUUAGCGUACGGGACAGUACUGAGCGAGUAUAAAAUGUUUAGAGAUGCCAGUAGAGCAAGCGCCACAGGAGGAACAUUCAGCACCAAGAAGUCUCCAAAAACAAGUCUCUGGUUCAAUCCAUCUCAAAUCAUAAGUGAAUAA